Triticum urartu is the source of this 1941-nucleotide messenger RNA. NCBI's taxonomy places the organism in Eukaryota, Viridiplantae, Streptophyta, Magnoliopsida, Poales, Poaceae. The record is from RefSeq and is a predicted model, not a curated record.
AUUCUGCAAGUAAUAUCAGAUGAAAUCCCUAGCAUGGGUUGAAUAAUAGAGUGAAACUGAUUCAAAAAAAAAGUAUUUUGACUCAAAAAAAAGAAGGCCUACUCGAAGUCUCGAACAGUCCAUGCAUUUAGUAAUUUUUUGGUACGUGCACACUCCACGCGCCGUUGCAAUCGAUCGCACGCGCACCAUCUUCCUCCACUCCGGCGCGGAUGACAAAACUAAGCGUCCAUGCACGCGCCCGCAUGUCGCGCGCCACCGCUGUCAAAUUAAGAUCUCGACGCCAAAGAUAGCCACCGCCUCCGCCUGCCUGUAUAACCGCAUCACCGUCUCGGCCUUCCUACGUCAAAAGUUCGCCGCGGUGGCGCUACCUACACACCUACCCUGCAUGCCAACGAGCAAGAGCGCAGCAACGCGACAUGGCCCGCGCUCCCGCCCCCGCCGGAUGUAUCCUCAUCGUUGCCGCCGUGCUCGCGGUGGCGGCCUGCCCCGUACGCGCGGCGGCCCCGCCGGCUGCCUUUCCGGAGAAGUCUAAGGCCACGUCGUUGCCGGCCGCCGCGCUGGCGAAGGCGCACGGCGCGGCGGUCCGGGUGGUGAACACCCUCGAGGCUGGCGUGUCCGGGACCCUUGGGAUGCUCAGGAGCACUCUGGGCGGACACGGCAAGGGUAAGGCCUCCGCUGUCGCCGGUGCCCCGGGGGGAGGCGCGCCCGCCAUGGCCCCAGCUGCCGCAGGCGGCCGGCGGCAUGGCCCGCCGACCAUGGCCCCUGCCGCUAGCGCCCCUGAACACGGCGCGCAUGCCAGGAGCCCUGCCGCUGGCGCCCCGGAGCAUGGCUCGGCGGCCAUGGGCCCUGCCGCCAGCUCCCCGGGGCAUGGCUCAGCAGCCAUGGGCCCUGCCUCCGGCGCUCCGAAGUCCGCCAUGGGCCCUGCCUCCGGCGCUCUGAGGUCCGCCAUGAGCCCUGCCUCCGGCGCUCCGAGGUCCGCCAUGGGCCCUGCCUCCGGCGCUCCGAGGUCCGCCAUGGGCCCUGCCUCCGGCGCUCCAAGGUCCGCCAUGGGCCCUGCCUCCGGAGCUCCGAGGUCCGCCAUGGGCCCUGCCUCCGGCGCUCCGAGGUCCGCCAUGGGCCCUGCCUCCCGCGCUCCGAGGUCCGCCAUGGGCCCUGCCUCCCGCGCUCCGAGGUCCGCCAUGGGCCCUGCCUCCGGCGCUCCGAGGUCUGCCAUGGGCAUGGGCCCCGCCGCGGAAUCUCCGGGGCACAAAGCUUUCACCAUGGAAAUAGGCGGCGUCUCCGGUCCAGCGGGCGCCCCCGACGCCAAGGGGUCCAGCGAAGAAGCCGCCUUCCCGCCCGACACGCCCAUUGCCAGCGAGGCCCCCGUGGCCAAGGUCACCAGUUCGGCGGACGAAAGCUCGACGGCGACCGAAGACACCCCCGCCGCCGCCGAGGGGGAGGGGCCCGCGGCGGAGGCUCCUGGUCCCGACUCCGAGGCGGCCGACCACGCUGGCGGAGCGAGCGUCGUCAAGUCCAGCGGCCUCGGGCCCGUCGUUGCGUUCUUGACCGCCGUCGUGUGCGUCGUGGGUGCUCUCUAAGACGGCCGCACGACGAGGCGCCGCGCACCCUAGGCCGGCUCACGCUGGCGCUCGAACUCUGGAGGGCAAUGCAUGCAUGCACUGGUGCACGACAACGUCGACAAGUGCCGUGCUAAACAUGCAUGAGGAUGAACUUGGGGAAGACUGGAGGAGCACACAAAAAGAAAAGAUGUGGUCACUUAACAAUCGUACUUCGAGCUUGGAUGUGUAGAUCCAUUAGCAUUCUUGAAUAGUUUUGAUUAAUUAUGUUGUGUUAUCGUUUCAAGUAAGAGGUGCAGGUCCUAUGCAAAUAGGUGUAUGUGUAUGUUUUUCCAGUGAUCGGAUAGAAAAUGCAGAAGACGCUGAGAGCGUGAACUGUUUAAAA